Molecule: messenger RNA, 10298 nt
Organism: Silurus meridionalis
Lineage: Eukaryota; Metazoa; Chordata; Actinopteri; Siluriformes; Siluridae
Gene: sertad2b
Product: SERTA domain containing 2b
Exons: 3
Coding region: 6468-7532 (354 amino acids)
Cellular component (GO): nucleus
Molecular function (GO): transcription regulator activity
Source: RefSeq, a predicted model, not a curated record
UCGUUCGCUCCGAGAUCUGACACGAACCGCAAGUGAAAUACUGUAACUCGUCUGGCACACAGACUCACCGCUACACACUGCUCUAUCGCAGGGUUCACUUACACAGCCUGCGUGCCACUGAGAGAAAGCCGAUCAUAAUGUAUUCGGGUAUUGUUGUCUGGUCCUUGUCGUGUCUCUUCUCCCUGCGUAAAGUUCAGCAGUUCGACUUUUCUCCUCACAGUACUCAGAAGGUCCACCACGGCAUGAGCUUUAAACUAUCUCUACACCAAUCGGAUUGUUUCCUACUGAGUUUUGUUAGGUUUUUUUUAGUUACUUUACACAUCGUCGUAUCAUUGACUACGAGCGUGCGAUAUGGACAAAAAUAUUAUAUCGCAAUCUCGGAAGACAUUUUGACGAUACACGAUAUAUCAUAUUUAGUUUUACAAAACAGUAGACAUAUAGCUGCAUAUAGAAUUGUAUUAUUAAAAAUGAUUAUACAAUGUAUUAUUAUUAUUAUUAAUAAAUCUCUAGUCAUCUGUAAGGCAAAAGUGGUAAAAAUGACUGACAAUACUUAUCAUAUAUCAGACAGAGUGCGCCUGUAGUGUUCAGAAACUUAUCAUAAUAUUGACCAUUUCAUCUAAAUGAAAUCGGUAUGGGGUUAACUGUAUAUCUAAGAAAAGUUGAUAGUACCUUUUUUUUUGACAUUUUAGGGUGGACUGUUACUUUCAACAUUGCACUUCACAUUUGCUGCUUUAGGCUCACGUUUUUAUCACACUCUCAUCUCACACACAAACGGCGUUAAAUAUAAUGACAUUUGUUUUCCUACCUUAAAGAGAUAUAUCAAAGUUGGGGAAGCAUGCUAGGCUAACGGAGAGUGAAUAUAGCUGUGGUAUUUGACUGAGAGUGCCAUUUGGCAGGUGACUGGAAAAGAAAAUAGCCAGUGACCCGCUUCAACUGUUAGCUAGAGCUUAAAUUUAGAAUGCAUGCAAGAAAAGGCCUAGGGCUGAAACACGGUGUUUGGAGAAGAGUUGAGCUUCUGUUCUGUUUUCUGCAUUGUCUGUUUACUGCAAGAAUGGUGAUUUAUGGUCUGCUGUGUAAGUAAAGACUGUUCUUCAGCUUUUCUUGUAUAUGGUUUUGGUCUCUUAGUUUUUAUCUUAAGAUUUCCAAACAGAAAAUGAGCAAAAUUUCUGCACUCUACAGCACUCCUGUGAGUCUCCUUGCCAGACACAGGCAGUGUCCAAAGGACACUUACAAGCACACAUGUUCUCUCUCUCUCUCUCUCUCUCUCUCUCUCUCUCUCUCUCUCUCUCUAUCUCUCUCUCUCUCAAUCACUAAUACACACACACACACACACACACACACACACACACACACACACAGAGUAAAUUCAGUAGAGAUCAAGGUCCAAUCUGCAUGUGAAUGUUCACUUUGGAAUAGAUUAUUUCCACUACGCUUAUUCAUGUCCAACUUUUUAUCUUCCUUUUACGCUGCACUGCUGUUCAGUAGCACUGUAGUACAAUGUUGUAGUGUUUCACAAUGUCUCUGAAUAUCUCCUUAUGUAGCAUUAGAGUGUAGUUAUGUGCAGCUUGUGCAUGUUUAGCAGUCUUUAUUGUGUAUUUGUGUAUGUACAUAGUAAAACCCAUGCAUUCUAAUGUAGGAUGGACCAGGCAUGAUUUACCAAGGCUAAUUAGCAUGCAGCAAGGUCAUUUAAGUUAAUGCAGAAGAUGUGGGCAGCUUUUACAUCUUGACUUGCUGGAUUCAGUUAGUGUGGUGCAAUAUGCAGCAUUCCCAAACUUAACAUAUCCAUGCAACGUUAGUCCAUUGUGUGGAUAUAAGUGCUUCUUUUGUGCUGUUUGUAGGCCCUCAAAAUCAAAUCAUACUGCAGAGCUCUCAUUAAAGUCCUUGGCAUUUCUUUAGCAAAGACACAGGAAGGACCCACAUGUCCAAGAUAGGGCUUGUAUUAACCCAAAAUUCUUAAAAUGUUUCAGUAAUUUGUUAGGCUUUCCCAGAAGUAGUCUUAACCUAGUAAUAACCUGUUUUUAAAUCUUUACUAAGUAUCAUUCAAAUCCAGUGCACUACAGUAAGAAACUUUGCAAAUGCAGUCAAAGUGGGUUUUGGUCUUUUUUUAGCCAGUUAUCAUUAUUGCUGCUAGUUUGGUUGUAUUUUUUCCUGAACCAGAGUGUAAGCGUGUGUCUUACACCCCCACACGCACAUCAAGCCUUUGGCCCCUCUCGUCAAACCGGUUUGAAAAGCGUUCUUCUCUCUGCCAGCGUUUAACUCUCCAAAGUGAAGACAAGAGUUCAGGGAAUUUAAACCCAGUUCACUUUUGAACUACUUUCAGUUUUGAUGCAUUGUCGUGGCACAGUACGCGACGCCGUUUGUGAAACAGAAUGUAGAACUCUGAAGACAUUUGAAACAAUGCAAGAUUUUAUUUAUUAGCCUCACUGUUUUAUGUAUUUGUCAGAAAGUAUUUUUAAAAACAUGUGCAAAUCGUACGAAGUGCACCCAGUAAUGUGCACUAGUGUGAUGUGUGGUACGUGGAUUUUUUUUUUUCCUGCAUGGUGGGGGCUGUUCAGCGAGUUCUCUAGUUGCUGAUGACGUAAAGCUGCGCUGCAGUCUGCACGCUGCUGUCUCACUGCACAUGUGCCUGCUUGCUUCCUAUGUCCAGCGUAUCCUGCCUAUUCCUUGCAUAUCCUCAAAUAAUAGGAACUAAGAUAUAUUGAAUAAAGCACACAGCAUUUAAUGACAACACGAUGUCAGUUAGAAAAUGAGUCACUUUAACCCACCUUUCUUUAAUUUGCUUGUCUUCGAAGUUCAUUCUCAGUACAGAGUUAAUAUCGUCUUCUCAGUGCUGUUUUCUGUAAUCUCUAACCACAGAAUCUGUAGCGUAUAUAUAUCAGAUUUCUGUUACACUUUCCCGACAGUAAAUGCAGGUGUAGUAUUUAUGUAUGAUUGGGCUGAAAAGCAAGCACUUGGUGUUCACAGCACAAAUGUUUUAACAGCACAAAUGUUUUAACAGCACAAAUCCCUAUUCCUCUAAAAAGUAGCCGUAUAUGUAAACUGACAAAUGAUUUAGAUCUUUAUUUACAAAUUGGUUGUGAAUGUACCUUAGACUUCCAUUUACGGGUGUGUUUUCUGAAAUAGGCUAUCUAUGUUUUUAAGGACAGGAAAAUAUCUAAAUUAUUGAUACUAUUGAACUAUCCCAUGAAUCAAGAUCGGGUUGAAAUCUGCCACUCACUGCUUUGAAUAAAGGAUCUCUCAGCACUGGACUUUUUAAAAAGGAUGACAUGCUUGCAAACACAAAGAAAAGUGUCUCUCAGCACCUGAUUUUAUUAAUUUAUUCUGUUAUUGGCACAAUGAGAUAAUUGGCAAUUGUAGUAGCACAAUUCUCUUUAUUUGACAACUUGAUUAUAGUUUUGAGGUACACUAGUGUAUUUCAUGCAUGAUUCCAAACUGCUGUGAAGUGAAUGCUUGAUUGUAAACGUGACGUUUGGCCUGCUUCUUUUUGUAUUGCUGUGUUCUCUCUCUCUCUCUCUCUCUCUCUCUCUCUCUCUCUCUCUCUGCUCGUGCUCAGUAUUGAGCCUUCGUCAGGAGAUCCCACACAAAUGACACCCCGUCUUUGUGCCGUCAAGUGCCGUGACAAAGCGCGCCGAGUAAGUACCAAGGCCAGGCGGAGUGGAGGAUGAACAUGUAUUAUGCGCCUGUAAUGAUACUGUAAGAUGACACCAGAGAGUGUGCGCCUUCUCCCUCAUUCUUUAUCGCUGUCAUUCUCCCUCCAGCUCUCUCACAUUUGACAGUAAUGUGUGUGUGUUAUUACAUGCAAUUGCUGUUCAACUGUCCAGGCUGUGUGUCUGUGUGUGUGUCUGUGUGUGUGUGUGUGUGUGUGUGUUGUACCCUGACCCGGCAUCCUCAUGGUUCUGUAAUGGAGCUUUGCAGAAGAAUUGCAAGCUACACAUGUACAUACGCAUGCAUGUUGAUGUGUGUGCGUGUGUGAAUCCGUCCCCUCAGGACCUGAAAUAGCAAAGCACCGAGGUGAGGGGGGAGGGGAAGUCAGGAGCACAGGCAUGGAAACGUGCAGAUCCUGUUACAGGAUCAUAAUAUCACUGAUGAUUCAGCGCACGCUCGCUAGCGCACCCAUUCACUUGCUCCUGCACCCCUUUGCUUUGCACUCUCACACCCUCUCUCAUUCAUUCGUUCUGUAGACCAUUCAUCUGCACAUGCAUGCAUAUACUCACUCAUUCACUCGUUCCCUUCAUCCACAGUGAGUUUUUCCCUGCUUGUUCACUAACGCAUUCAUAUUUGGUCAUGUGUUCUAUUAUGGAGGAAGUGCAUACACAGAUCAAAGAUAUAUAUACAAAGAUAAAAUGCUUAAAAUAUGGAGCUGGAUAUUGUUGGAAGAGUCAGGUCAUUAGAUUUUUGCAAAUGGAAUGGAAGGAAAAGCUUAGGACACUGAAGCAGUAAGAUCUCUCCUUAUGAGCAUGCUUUAAUCUUAGAGAAGAGCUUUCCUAACAUUUUAUCCAUGUACACUUCACAUAAAAUGUCUCUUGGGUGCUGCUUAGUAUAUACAUUUUUUAGCCAGCCUAGCAGCACUGCAGUGUUUCUAGCCUCUGCUCUGACAGUUCUGUGUUCUUCUGUCCAAAGGCCCCAGUCUUGCUUUUACACUAAUUCUGGACUUAUCCGGUGCUCUGUUUCACAUGCUUAGCUACUGCCAGGAGUGGUAUCCAGGAAGUGAGCUGCAGCUGAGCCAUGCUUUUAAAGCUACGCUGUAAAACCAAGUCAUCUUCGAAUAUUUUACAACACGUUUAAAGAAGGAAGGAACAAAUGCUCUUCUAAGUAUUGUCUUUUCAGUCCAAAAGUUCUGUGUAGAAGCCAUAUGUAAACAGGGUAAUAUCCGUGUGCCGGUGCAGCAGUGAUGGAGAGGCCGUUUGCUGUGUGUUUCUUAGUUUCUGUGUGUGCAAGAGAACAGAGUGUGCUGAGUGAGGUGGGAACAUGGCGCUCCCUAUUCACUCUCCCUUUCUUUCUAUGUACUUUCUCCUCCUCCUUGUCACUCUUUUACUCCUAAGUUGCAGGUCAGAGGUAAUAGGUAGCAAUUAAUUUUUUUUUUUACACCAAAUCAGAACAAACAUUUCCUCCCCAAAUCCACACCCUAACCACUACAAUACAACCUACUAAACUUCUAUUUGCUACCAUUCUGCUCUAGCCUGGGCUCUUCUCCUCUACUCUCUCAGUGACCUUUCACCCCAGACAUGGAGGGAAGAGGAUGGAGGAGGAGAAAAAGAAGAAGAGGAAUGCAAAGGGUGGAGUAGUAAUGGUGUUUCAGUGCUGUACAUAUCUGUCUCCUCAGAGUGAGUCACAGGGACCUGUUCAGCAGCCCUGACACUUUUUUCCCUCACCAGUUCUCUGAAAGGGAUUUUGAUUUGUGUCUUCUUUCCAGUUCAGAACUUGUCAUGGUUUUAUUUAUUCUUUGUUUUCUCCUGCCAUUAAUGUAUCCAGCCAUCACAAAUUCCACAAUAAUGUCUUUCUCUAUUCCCAACAAACACCAAACAUAAAGGAAAAGGGCAGUAAAUCAGAAGAAAACCACUAACUCAAGAAUUGUUCCUUCCCUGUUUCCACUGACAUGCCAGCAGCUGCCCAGACAGUUGAAAUGGCUAAAUGGUUAUAUAUUUUUAGUCUCAGUUUUUUGUCUAGUCUUAUUUGAAAUAUUUCAACAUAUUUUCAUCUAAAUAUCACAGACUUUGAACUUGAAUGGUAAUGACUUUUGAUCCGUAAUCUUUCAGCGCUGUUGUCCUGAAGCUAUUAAAACUUUUUAAUCAACAGAAGCUAAAAAACUCAAGGGAUGUUACAGAAUAACUUGCACGUAGCCUUUUUCCUUUUUUAUGCUUAAAAGUACUUUUACUUUAUUCGUUUCUGAGUAGUCUGUGCCGUGUCUGUGAGCAUUGGAAUUUACACAGCGACAGGAGACAGAAAUUGUACUGCUCUCCAACACACAUUUUUCUGUUUCAGUUGCUUUGCUUCAGAAGCAGUGCACCAACAGAAAAUGUUUCUUUUGUUUUUUCUUUAAGUUCCCUGCUCCCCACCUCCUUCUCUCUCUCCCUUCUCUUCCUCCCACCCUUCUCUCUCUCUCUUUGUCAUCUCUCUGGGCGGAUUCCCAGCUGACCGUGUUUGUCAUGGUAACAGGCAGCGAGGCAACAGGCCCAGCCACUUGCACUUCCUGACUGAGUGGAAAUGCCUGACAGAGGUGCGCCUGCGCGCUGUUUGCUUGUGUGUGUGUGUGUGUGUGUGUGUGUGUGUGUGUGUGAGCACACAGACAGGGCCAGGGUGCACAAAGCUGUCAGCCUGGAUUAGGUUCAAGCACACUGCAAUGCUGCCUACUGCUACUGGGCUUCACUUUAUGAUAUUGUAGACUCUCACCCCAGUGGAGGCUCAGAAUGCUAAUAUGAUGACAGCUUGCGGGCCAAUGUCAUGGCAACAAAGCUACAAUCUGAUAUAUGUUGGGUAAAGGAGCAAAGCGGAAGCUAGAUGAGGAUGAUGAGGGAGUGGAAGGCAAAGCGGUGGCGAUGGCCGAUGGCCUCUCUAAAGUUUCCUACACGCUGCAGAGGCAGACCAUCUUCAACAUCUCACUGAUGAAGCUGUACAAUCAGCGAGCGCUGGCUGAGCCAAGCCUGGAGAAGCGUGUGCUUAUUAACAAUAUGUUGCGGCGCAUUCAGGAUGAGCUAAAGCAGGAGGGCAGCCUUCGGCCACUCUUCUUUCCUCCUUCGCCUCCUCCAGACCACCCAAUGGACGAGGGAUUUCGGGAAGCGCAGCCUGCUUUUGGUGUACUCUCUGUGGUGGCUUCACCCCCUGUGCUAUCCCAGCAGCCCCCAGCCCCACCUCCGUCCCCGGCUCUUGCCAGCCCCACGCCACUGGAUGCAUGCCUUACUCCGGCAUCUUUGCUGGAAGAGGACAGCGCUGUGUUUUGCACUUCUCCCUCUUCACUCCAUCAUUCUCCAUCUAGACUCCGCCCCCCCAUGGCCACUGACAGCUUCUCCUCAGCCCUGGAUGAAAUCGAGGAGCUAUGUCCAACAUCCAUCGCGGCAGGGUCUAUCACUACCUCCUCGCUCACCGUGCCCCUUCCCAUGCCCCUCCAGCCCUCCAGUCAGCCCACCACAGUAUCAGACUCCAAAAACGGCACCAAAUCCUGCAGCUUAAAGCCAGAGGGACAGAGUCCACAAGCUGUAGAGCGGUCAAAUACAGGUACAGCAGGUACAGCAGCUACUGAGCCCAGAGGGAUGGACUCUCUCCCUACAAGUGGCUUGGACAUGAGCACUUUGCCAUCCUCCUCUUCUGCCUCAGGCUUUCUCACAGAUCUGGCCCUGGACGAUAUUCUAUUUGCAGACAUUGACACCUCCAUGUAUGAUUUUGACCCAUGCACCUCGGCAGCAGGGGCCUCCCCAUCCAAACUAUCACCUGUGGUGACGGCCGAUGACCUCAUCAAGACUUUAACCCCCAACCAGCCUUUCAAAAUGGACCUCACUGAGCUGGACCACAUUAUGGAGGUGCUUGUAGGAUCGUGACCACGUUCGGCUGGAAAUGCAAAAAUAAAUCAAUUUUAGAUACAAAUUUAAAAAAUGCAAAGACUUUGUGGUUGUUUUGUACAGUUUUUUAUUUUUAAGGCUAGACAAUUGUUAUAAUGAAUGGUGAUGUCACCCAGUACUACGUUUCAACACUGUGCAUGCACUGUGCUCGCCUUUCCAAAUCGAUACAUGAAGGAACACACUUGGCUUCUGUCAGAUUCAAGUGCCUUCAUCCAAAAUGACCACUUGGUAAAUUCCUGUUGUUGUUUUUUUUAAACUAUUGUCUGUAUUUAAUUUCUCCAAUAAGCAGAGAAGGAGUAGCAGCUCUUUUCCCCUCCUCAGUGUACAGGUGCAAGAAUGUGCUAACCAAGUCUAUUUUCAUAUAACUCUCAUUUUCAUAAAGCACAACAAAUUUAAAAUAGGAACUUGGUUUAUGUGCUUCUUUAGUGUUAUUGAUCAUAUAAUAAUAUUAUAGAGAAAUAUUUAAGUGAAUUUGCUUUAUAUUUAAUCUUGAAAUUAUUUUUACUCUUUAGUAUGAAAUAGAUGCUUCACCCUGACUGAUGUGUUUAUAUAUGAGCUUGGUAUGAGAUGUACCUCAAAACAAAUUUCAGAUGAUCUGCAACGGCAAUUCGGUUCAGGCAAUACGUGCAAACUGUGCAUUUCUUUUAGAGAAAUAAGGAGCUCUCUUCCUCAUCAGAAGGAAAAACAGUCUAAGCUAAGUCCCUUUAUGCGAUGCAAAUGCUCAUAAACGCCACCUUUUUUAUUUUUCAGGUUUCCAAAUAUUUUUUACAUUUGUUAUUUUGUAAGUGUAAUUUCCUGUAAAAAAAAAAAAAAGACACUAACUUAUAGUAAUGGCCUGUAUGUGCCUGAUAAUGCAACUUCAUGCAUUUUUAUAAUUUAUGUCAUAAGCAGCCUCAAAUUCUUAGUAAUAAAAAAAAUUAUCGAUAGCAAAUGCAAAAUAUUUUCUACUUCUUACAUGCUGCUUGUUUUAUGAGCAUUUUCUUCACCCUCUCUUUGCCAGUGGUACUUUAUUAAUAUUGCAUGCAGGAAUGCAUCAUAGUUGUACAAAAGCAAGCUGUAGAAUUUUAGGCAAGUGGAUUUUCUUUGACUUUAUGCAUACCUUACUUUGGGUGAGUUUUGCCCAUAGUCACUAUAUCACAUCUUGGCUCCUUGUUGUCUCUCUUGAUGUUUUUUGGACCAGUAGAAAUGGUCAGAACCACUGGGACAUAAACAUUAAAGAUUUUGAAUUUAAAGCACGAGUGAUGCUUGGCCACUUUUAUGGUUUAAAUUAACUAAAGAAAAUGUUCUUAUUUAUAGUUUUGAGUUCAUUACCAGUCUUGAUUCCAUGAUUCAAAUGCCUCUGUGGGCAACGAAAGUCAGCAUAUGCAUUUAGCUGUAAAACCCACUACAAAACCCUUAAUGCAAUCAAACUGUAAGGAUGUACUGGAAUUAGGCUUUGUAUUUUCAUUUCAUUUCUGAUUAAUCACAUUGUACAUGUGCAAAGGGACCAUUUCUCAUUCAUAUCAGCUGCUUAGUAUUAUAGACCGGUUUACUGGAGAGUGCAGUUAAUCACUGAUGACUUCGUAACAAAUAUCCUUUCCCAUCACAGAUUUCAAGGGGCGUCUUGGCCCCUAAGCAUAGAUUCACAGGAGCAUUAUCAGACAGUGAACUUUAGUACUGGUUCUUUACUAGUGUGACCAUUUAAGAUAUGGGAUUUGAAAACAUUUUUUACAGAGAAGCCAACUAUGGGAGUAUGGAUCACAUUCAAAAGUGCUCAAGAGAUUAUAUAAGAAUUUGAAAAGAUGACGAUUAAGAGUAGUAUGAAGCCAAGCAGGUGAUACUAUUCAUUUAUAAUUAUAAUUACUGAUUAUUUUAAGUAGUUUGAUUUGGAGUGAUUUUUGUUUUUAAAUUAUUUAUUUUUCAUUUCCUGUGUAAAUAUAUUUAUUUUGAUGUGAAUCUACCAUCUGGAUUGUAAUGUGUAUAGAAUUUAUGGUAGGAAUGUACUCUGCUUAUAGGAAUGUAUUAUACAAUGAAUUGGGUUGGAAGCCAUAUUUUUUCUGUUUUGAAAAAAUGUAUUAUUUUUGUUUCUGAUUUUUGUUUCCUAUAUUCUAAUUUUGGGGUGCUAUUUGUGGCAGUGUUUAGGUCUACACUCCCUACCCCUGUUUAAAUAUGAGUAUUUAAUGCCUAUGUACUUCAUAGUGUGCAAGGGAAAAACAAUUGUGAAGCAAUAUUUUAUCCUCUUAAAAUGUUUGAAGUUCAGACUCCAAAGGUUUUUUUUUUUUUUUUAGGAAAGUCUAUCUAUAACCCUCAAUGCCAAAACAUAUGAAAAGCAGAAGUGAGUGUUUUGUGAUGCCGGUUACUGUUAGUAUGACAUGGUGUCUCCCUGACUAAAACCCAGACCACCUGUUUGGGGGAAUUUAUAACAAGUUCAGUGGUUUUCGAAAGACCACCAGGCGCUGAUAGGGGUGUGUGUGUGUGUGUGUGUGUGUGUGUGUGUGUGUGUGAGUGUGUGUGUUGUGGGGGUCUCUUUUCUGCUCAGUAAGAGAGGCUGUAUUUUUCACAGACCUUGGGAGCUGUGCCUUUUCUAUGCAAUUAUAAACAUAUUCAUUUUGAGGAAAAACCCACCCACCAACUGAUGAUCACUGUAUUUAACACCAAGGUGUGGACUGUAGAAUAUAUAUAAAAUAUGGACAGGUGUCUAUGAAUUUGAAACAGUCUUACUUUUGUAGUUUUAUAUCAUACAAUAAACUAUUCGAAUUAAAAUGA